Messenger RNA from Vitis riparia (riverbank grape), 2102 nucleotides. Its product is annotated as putative disease resistance protein RGA3. Gene Ontology annotation, molecular function: ADP binding; protein binding. The record is from RefSeq and is a predicted model, not a curated record. The transcript has 2 exons. Gene Ontology annotation, biological process: defense response to other organism. Lineage: Eukaryota; Viridiplantae; Streptophyta; Magnoliopsida; Vitales; Vitaceae. The coding region runs from base 3 to 1727 and encodes 574 amino acids.
UCAUGGGUACUCUAUUUAUUACACGUGCAUUCAAGGAUGGUCGAGAUAAACAAUAUCCAAAACUUGUGGGGAUUGGGAAGGAUAUUGUCAAAAAAUGCAAAGGCCUUCCUCUGGCGGUAAAAACUUUGGGUGGCUUGCUUUAUUUAAAGGCAGAGGAAAAAGAUUGGUUGAGAGUGCGAGAUAGCGAAAUUUGGAAACUAGAGCAAAAGAAAGAUGAUGUUUUGCCCGCAUUGAAACUAAGCUACGAUGAAUUGCCAUUUUAUUUAAAACAAUGUUUUGCAUCUUGCUCACUUUUUCCAAAAGAUUUUGAAUUCGAGAACUUUGAAUUGAUUGAAAUGUGGAUGGGGCAAGGCUUGAUUCAACCAUCAGAACAAAACGAAGAGAUGGAAGAUAUUGGCAAUCGAUACAUUGAUGAGUUAUUACAAAAAUCAUUCUUUCAAGAUGUUGAGGAAGGUCUUGGGGGAUUCGUGUAUUGUUUCAAAAUGCAUGAUCUUGUACAUGAUCUUGCUUUAUUGGUGGCACAGCCUGAGUGUAGCAUGUUAAAUUUUGAUAGUGAAAACAUUUCUACAAAAGUUCGGCAUGUUUCAAUUUUGAAAACUGAUGAAACAAAGGAAGAAGCGACAAUUUCAAGAUUCUUUGGGAAACUGAACAAUGUAAGAACCAUUUUAUUCCGAGAUCAUGAUGUUGAGCCAAAAUAUGAAUCAUUUGUCAUUACUUGCCUCUUAAGAUUUAAAUACAUGCGAGUGCUGGAUGUACAAAAUUCGAGUUUCCAGGAACUACCAAAUUCCAUUUGUAAUCUCAAGCACCUCAGAUAUUUGGACCUAGCCAACAAUCAAAGCAUCAAGAGACUCCCAAAUUCUAUUUGUAAAUUGUACCACUUGCAAGUAUUGCAUCUAAAUGGAUGUGAUUCACUUGAAGAAUUGCCCAGAGAUAUUGGGAAGAUGAUGAGUUUAAGGCAUUUAAGUGUAACAACAAAACAAAUGGAUUUUCCCCACAAAGAAAGAGAGGUAGGGAGGAGAUGCUUCGACUCUCUUCGGAUUUUGGGCAUUGGGGAAUGUCCUUAUUUGGAAUCUCUUAUGGAAGGGAUGCGAAGUUUCACUACUCUUAGAACAUUGAUUAUUGUGGAAUGUCCACGUCUAUCGUCUUUGCCGAAACACCUACCUGCAUUAGAGAACCUGGUAAUUGUGGAUUGUGAAAUCCUUGAUUUGGGGAAUAGGAAUGGGGAAGGGGAAGAAAACAUUCAAGGAUUUGGAAGCCUACGAAAUUUGGAGAUUUCUGAGUUACCAAAGCAGGAGAUUUUGCCCAGGUGGCUAUUUCAAGUACCUACUUCUAACACUCUGCUUUACUUGUCCAUCGACGAUUGUAAAAACUUUAGAGGAUUGUCGGAGGAGGAAGAGUCACUAAGUCUCACGCAAUUCUCAAUUCAGCCAGAGGGAAUGGGUCACCUCACUGCCCUAAGACAACUGAAGAUUACAGAUUGCCCUCAACUAUCAUCUUUGCCAGAAAAGAUUCGCCACUUUCCAGCCUUAACACACUUGACGAUUGAAGGUUGUCCUGAAUUGGUUGAAAGAUGCGAACCAGGAACAGGUGAAGACUGGAACAAGAUUGCUCAUGUAAAAGAUAUAUAUCUUGAUGGCGAAAAGAUUGAAUCAACAAUCCAUAAUCAAGUGAGGGCAAGCGGUCUGGAUGAAGCAGGGGCUGGAACAAGCGGGGAGAUGGAGGAUUAAAGCUUUAUCCAACUCUACAAAUCACAAUCUGGAAGGAUGGAAGCACUACUAAAUAACUUGGUAGCACAACCAGUCUGAAAAGGCCUCAGAUAGUGUUCCCUGGUGUGGCACUGUAGCUUCACUUCAUUUCUCUAUUUGGUUGGAAAUUGGAAUGCGUGCUUGCUUGCUUGUUGGAUUGUGGAGCUCCUUUUAUUCAGUAUUCUAGGGUAGUUGUGGCUAUUUGUUCCUGAACUCUUCACUGUCCAUUUGUUUCUUUAAUUUCAUUUCUCAUAGAUUGGUUUGUGUUCAUCAAUACUUCAAAGCAUGUAUAAUUAAGAUGCGCAAGUGUCAAAGAUUUGGUUGUGUUUAUUUUAUGAAGUUCAGUUGUUUUUCCUA